Messenger RNA from Onychostoma macrolepis, 4651 nucleotides. It is a transcript of the gene ssbp4, whose product is annotated as single stranded DNA binding protein 4. Gene Ontology annotation, biological process: positive regulation of transcription by RNA polymerase II. NCBI's taxonomy places the organism in Eukaryota, Metazoa, Chordata, Actinopteri, Cypriniformes, Cyprinidae. The record is from RefSeq and is a predicted model, not a curated record. Gene Ontology annotation, molecular function: protein binding; single-stranded DNA binding. Bases 232 to 1392 code for a protein of 386 amino acids. Gene Ontology annotation, cellular component: nucleus. The transcript has 18 exons.
CAGCGCGAGAGAGGGAAAAAAAUCACCAGCGACCUGUUUCAAGUCCCCCCAAUAGAAACUGUGCCUGAUUUGUGGCCAAUGUUGGAGAUGUAAAAAAAAAAAAAAAAGAGGGAGAGAGGAGGAGGGGGGAGGGAAAACACUAAAGGGGGUAGCUAUGGAGAUAGAACGUUUUCCUGGCUGCUUUCUUUGACAGGUGUUGAGUGGGGUAAAAGUCUUAAAACAGAAUCCAGCAUGUACGCCAAAGGUAAAGGAGCUGUCGUCCCUUCUGAUAGUCAAGCGAGAGAAAAGUUAGCUUUAUAUGUGUAUGAGUACUUGCUGCAUGUUGGCGCACAGAAAUCGGCACAGACCUUCCUGUCAGAGAUCCGAUGGGAGAAGAAUAUCACAUUAGGAGAGCCUCCUGGAUUCCUGCACUCAUGGUGGUGUGUAUUCUGGGAUCUGUACUGUGCAGCUCCAGAUCGACGGGAGACAUGUGAACAUUCCAGCGAGGCCAAGGCUUUCCACGAUUAUAGUGCAGCAGCAGCUCCCAGUCCUGUGAUGGGCAACAUGCCGCCCAACGAUGGCAUGCCAGGUGGACCCAUGCCUCCCGGCUUCUUUCAAGGCCCACCUGGGUCACAACCAUCACCACACUCACAGCCCCCUCCACACAACCCCAACAACCCCAUGAUGGGGCCACACGGCCAGCCUUUCAUGUCUCCACGGUACCCAGGUGGACCUCGCCCAUCACUCCGCAUGCCAAAUCAGCCUCCCGUUGGAGUCCCAGGGUCACAGCCACUCCUGCCAAACAGUUUGGACCCCACCAGACCGCAAGGACAUCCAAACAUGGGCGGCCCGAUGAGAAUGAACCCACCCAGAGGAAUGGGAGGCAUGGGUCCACAGAACUACGGCGGUGGAAUGAGGCCUCCUCCAAACUCUCUCGGCGGUCCUGGAAUGCCUGGCAUGAACAUGGGUCCAGGAGGUCGAGGGCCUUGGCCUAACCCUAACGCAAACUCAAUAGCAUACUCGUCUUCAUCACCAGGAAACUAUGUGGGGCCCCCAGGAGGUGGCGGCCCUCCAGGAACUCCCAUCAUGCCAAGCCCAGGAGACUCAACGAAUUCCAGUGAAAACAUUUACACAAUGAUGAAUCCAAUCGGCCCUGGUGGCAACAGACCGAAUUUCCCAAUGGGGCCGGGGCCUGACGGUCCGAUGGGUGGAAUGGGAUCGAUGGAGCCGCACCAUAUGAACGGGUCUUUAGGCUCGGGUGAUAUGGAUGGGUUGCCAAAGAACUCUCCGAACAACAUGGCAGGUAUGAACAAUCCCCCAGGAACUCCGCGGGACGACGGGGAGAUGGCAGGCAACUUCUUAAACCCAUUCCAAAGUGAAAGUUAUUCACCCAACAUGACGAUGAGUGUGUGAUUCUUCUUUUUUUAUUUUGUUUUUAUUUUAUUUUUUUAACCCGCCCCCCAUCCCACUUCCUGUUCUCCUCGUCUCUGCUGCGUUCGGCAUGUUGUUGUUUUUUUUCGCUCGAUCUUCAACUCCCCACAACUCCCUCAAACACUCUGGGCUGGCGCGGUGGCGCCCUUCAGCCGCUUGACAUGGCCACGGAGCGAAGGACGCCCAGUACAAAGCCGAAAGAAAACAGGCGUCGGUUCUUCUGACGGACUCAACCUGCCUGCCGGGCUUCGUCACUGGAUCGGGACGCUAAGGGCCCCCGAAAUGAACCACCGUGUGUGUGUGUUUGUACAUGUGUGCGUGUGUGUGUGUGGGACUGUGCCAGGAAGACACUUCAUAACUAGCUGCUCAUCAGCGUUGAGGCUGGUGGCUUUAUUUCAGCCCCAUUUUCUCAAAUCUUUUUUUUUCCGUCUUUUGUCGGCAAUGAAACACUGAAACCUGUGGUUGUUUUGAUUGCUGUGUACAUUUUAAAAUGGAAAAAGCUAAACUGGUGACGCUAGGGGCAGGAAUGGUCUCAUUACAAUAUAUUUGUAUAUUAUUGAUAAUAUUAUUGUUAUAAUUUUCAUAAUUGCUAUGAUGAUGAUGAUGUACUCAUAAUUUUAUGGAUUUUCCUGUAAAGGGCACAUUUGUAUCUCAACAACAUCAAUGACAGAAUAAGCACACAUUCAAAUGCACAAUGACACUUCUGUUUACAUGAUUUUAGGUAUUUGUUUGUCUCUUCGUUUGAGUUUGUUUCGUCAGAUGUCUGCAUAUACCUCUUCCUGUGUUCUGAUGUCAUCACUACCGAGAUGUACAACCUCAGUUUUUGUGUCUCUGUCAGCAAAGUGGCUACAAUCACUGGUUUAAUGCACCCGUCGGCACUGUAUUUAAAGAUUGGAGUACAUUUCGAAGUCUAAAAGGGUGACGUUGCAUAUUCACUGCCAUCCAUUCUUGCCUUGGUCACGAACGGUCAAUAACAAUACAUUUUACCAUCCGUUCUAGAUGAUUUGCCGCCGAUAGUUACGAUAUCAUUCGUGUUCAUUGUAAUUUUGCCACUACGUGUUUGCCACGUUGUUUCAGAAGUCUUUUUAGAAAUAUUAUACCCACGUGUUUGUAACAGUAGUUGGAGGCAGGCUGCUCUUACAAGCACGAGUUUCCUUGUGCUCUAUAGUCCCAUGUCUGUAAAUAUAUCUUUUUUUUUUUCUUUUUUGUUUGUUUUUUUGUUGUUUUUGGUCAUGGACCUUAUUGGUAUUUUCAAUACACUACUUGUCUGUGAAGCUCAUGUGUGGUUCCAUGUCUUUCUUCAAAUGAGGUUGCACUCACAGAGUUCGCUGUUAACAUUUGUGGUGCAAUAUGAGGAUUUUAAUCACGGAAAGCGAAGGAAAAUCGCAUGAAAAAAUGUCUGAGUCACAUUUUACCUCUAAAUUGUUUAAAUUUAUUAAACUGGCUCUUUUAAGGCAUUUUUUUUAAUAUUCUGACUAGUGCUGUCAAAUCGAUCCCAAAUAAUCACAUCCAAAAUAAAAGUUUUUUACAUGAUAUAUGUGUAAAAUGUGUGUACUGUGUGUUUUUGUGUAUUAUCACAUUUAUGUGAUUUUAUAUAAAUAUAAAUAUUACAUGUAUUUCUUAAUGUAUUUAUAUAUACAUGCAUGUAAAUAUACACAGUACACACACAUAUUAUGUAAACAAACUUUUAGUUUGGAUGCGAUUAAUCGAUUUGACAGCACUAGUUAGAUAAUUUGUAUUACUUUUUAAAUAUUUGUUAAAAAUAAGUGUGUGUGUGUGUGUGUAUAUAUAUAUAUAUAUAUAUAUAUAUAUAUAUAUAUACACACAUUAUUUCUUAAUAUUAACAAUUAUAAUAAUUUUUUUUUUUUUUUUUUGGUCUGAAUUUGAGGUGAAAUAUGAUUGACAGGUUUUGUGAGAUUCUCCUUUGUAUAUAAUAGAAUAAUUGACACACAAUCCUGUUGACAAAUUUGUAACCUCAUUAAACCAGCCAUUUCAUGCCUACAAUUAUUUAAUCGGCGCUUCAUUACAGGACAUCGAUCAUCGUGGGACAUUCAAAAUCACACAUUUCUUGAUGUUCAGGUCGACCUCUGAAAAAGUUAUUUGAAAUACUUGCCAGUCCAGUUUGAAAUGCUUUUGUCCAGUGGCUAUAUUAAGUUCAUAAUGUAUUUUGGCCAUCUGAGAGAACCAGGCUCGGCCUCCUGGUAAGUUUUGAAGGGAUUUCCAUGCUUGUCUUCAGUUUGUCUGGUACGCAGCCCUUAACCUUUCUUGACCCUCACCCCUGACCUUUGGUUUACUGUAAAUACUGUAAAAUGCAUUUUGAUAUCAUUGACAUGUUUUGAUAUGUCAGUCACAACCAAUGAGUACAGCUGAAAAUAAGUUAUAAAGAAUCUGUUUGUGUUUUUGUAUUUUAAAGAGAUGCUUUUGCUGUAAAAAAAAAAGAAAAAAAAAAGGCAGAUUGAUGGUCACCCCUAUUGUAAAUCGAGUCCGCAAUAGGUUUAUGCAUUUAUUUCUUCAAAAAUAAUUCCUCAAACACAUAGUUGGUGUAAAGAAAAUGGCUUGUUUUGUUCGAGAAUAUUGUGAUUUUUGAACAGAACAGAAAGCUAACUGUGAGUCUAUAUGAAUGUGAAAACACAAAAUCAGAGCAAUUAACCAUCAACUUUGUUAGCAUAUUUGAAAUUUCAGCCAUUUUACAACGAAUUAAAGGUCCUGAAGGCUGGAAUUGUUUAGUUGCUCACUGACCUGCUUCAAUGUCCGGUUGUUGGCCAUCUCUGCACUUCUGUUGUGAUGUAUAAUAUUGUAACAUUAGAAACGUUUGAGAGGAAAAUGUGUAUUUUGGAGCAAGAAGGGCCAUGGGAGGGAAUGACAGAAAUUUCUCCUGUAAUUUUCAUUGUCCUUUCUUGCGACAUGACAGUAUUCAAUAUGAAGCAGUCUGUCCCAUUGGGUUUGCUUUGUAUUUCAUAGUAGGGUAGCUCAGAUCUUUGUCCUAGGGCCUUAGGUGUCUUGUGUAGCUAAAUAUCUCCUUUGUAUGUUUCUUUAUAUUGUAAAGUUUCUUUAGACUGAAAAAAAAAACAAACAGAAAAUUUGCUUAUUAAAAAGAAAUGAUUGCAUCAAUAAUAAAUGUAAUUUGAUAUUUUUAUGUGUUCCAGUUUUGUUAUUUAAAUGAAAUAAUUUGAGUGAAACACCUAUAAAAACAAAAUCGAUAUAAAUUUGUACAACUUUGUAAAUAAAAUGUUUAAUUGUC